Messenger RNA from Taeniopygia guttata (zebra finch), 6247 nucleotides. It is a transcript of the gene RAP1GAP2, whose product is annotated as RAP1 GTPase activating protein 2. Gene Ontology annotation, molecular function: GTPase activator activity. The record is from RefSeq and is a predicted model, not a curated record. Gene Ontology annotation, biological process: regulation of small GTPase mediated signal transduction. NCBI's taxonomy places the organism in Eukaryota, Metazoa, Chordata, Aves, Passeriformes, Estrildidae. Gene Ontology annotation, cellular component: plasma membrane; cytoplasm.
UUCUUUUUUUUUUUAAAUAAUGUCCUUAAGAGCUCUAAAUUUAAAAGAAUUUCCAUCGUUUCAUCCCUUUAAGGCUGUGGGCAGAAAAGUAGGAGUUGAAAUAGCUGGAUUUCAGUCCAAGUUUUUUCUCUGGAGUUGAGUGAUUUCUCUCUCCAGCUCCUUAUACCCUCUCUCCUCCACCCCUUUUUUUCACACAUCAGAUCGAAUUCAAGUGCCUCUCAAUUUAAAGCUUUUGGGGGCUUGUAGAGAACACUGGGCUAGAACUGCCUCUGACCCAGGAGCCAGCACGGCACGGACUGCCAGGGCAAGGCGAUGCUGUGAGUCCACACCAGGCUUUGCCUCGGAUCACUGGGGCAGGAGGAUCGACAAGAAAAUGCUGGCCAGCCUGAAGAUCAAGAAACAGGAGCUGCUGAACAGCACGGAUGUGCCCGUCCCGGAGCGGCCCCUGUCACCCCCGCUGACAGCCCCACCGACCAUGAAGUCAGCAGAAUUCUUCGAAAUGCUGGAAAAAAUGCAGGCACCAAAACUGGAAGAACAGAAGUCUGGAAGCCAAAAACACAAGGAAGACUACAUCCCAUACCCCAGCAUCGAUGAGGUCCUGGAGAAGGGUAGCCCAUACCCGCUGAUCAUCCUGCCCCAGUUUGGGGGAUACUGGAUAGAAGACCCAGAAAACCUUGGCACGCCCACCUCAUCUGACAGCAGCAUCUGCGAGGAGGAGGAGGAAAACCUCAGCCCCAGCACCUACGGCUACAAACUGGAGUGCAAGGGAGAGGCCAGAGCCUACCGCAAGCAUUUCCUGGGGAAGGAUCAUUUAAAUUUCUACUGUACAGCCAGCAGCCUUGGAAAUCUGAUCCUUUCUGUUAAAUGCGAGGAGACAGAUGGCACAGAAUAUUUAAGGGUUAUACUCAGGUCCAAAGUCAAGACAUUGCAUGAGAGGAUUCCAUUGGCAGGAUUCAGCAAACUCCCGAGUAUCCCCCAGAUUGCAAAGGCCUUCUGUGACGACGCCUCUGGGCUGAAGUUUAACCCGGUUCUGUAUCCCAAGGCAUCCCAGAUGAUAGUGUCUUAUGAUGAGCAUGAGGUCAACAACACAUUCAAGUUUGGUGUGAUCUACCAGAAGUUCAGGCAGACCCAAGAGGAGGAGCUGUUUGGCAAUAAUGAAGAGAGCACUGCCUUCAAGAACUUCUUAAGUUUUCUGGGAGACACCAUAACUCUUCAGGAUUUCAAAGGUUUUCGAGGAGGCCUGGAUGUCAGCCAUGGGCAGACGGGAGUGGAGUCUGUGUACACGGUGUUCAGGGACAGGGAGAUAAUGUUUCAUGUCUCUACAAAGCUGCCUUUUACCGAAGGAGACACACAACAACUCCAGAGGAAGAGGCACAUUGGCAAUGACAUUGUGGCAAUUAUCUUCCAAGAGAAGAACACGCCAUUCGUCCCAGACAUGAUUGCCUCCAACUUCCUGCACGCCUACAUUGUGGUGCAGGUGGAGAACCCCGAGGCGGAAAACACGGCGUACAAGGUGUCAGUCACAGCCCGGGAAGAUGUUCCCUCCUUUGGCCCACCCCUGCCAAGCCCUCCGGUGUUCCAGAAGAGCCCUGAGUUCCGGGAGUUCCUGCUGACCAAGCUCAUCAACGCUGAGAACGCCUGCUGCAAGUCCGACAAGUUUGCGAAGCUGGAGGACCGGACUCGGGCCGCCUUGCUGGACAACCUUCACGACGAGCUCCACGGGCACACGCAGACCAUGCUGGGGCUGGGGCCUGAGGAGGACAAGCUGGAGAAUGGGGGCCAUGGAGGCUUUCUGGAGUCUUUCAAGAGAGCCAUCCGGGUGCGCAGCCACUCCAUGGAGACGAUGGUGGGCAGCCAGAAGAAGCACCAUGGCAGUGGCAUCCCAGGCAGCCUCAGCGGGGGCAUUGCACACAACAGCGGCGAGGUGACCAAGACCACCUUCUCGCCCCCUGUCCCAGCUGUUGCUGCCAAGAACCAGUCCAGGAGCCCCAUCAAGCGCCGGUCAGGGCUGUUCCCUCGCCUGCACACGACAUCGGAGAGCCAGGCAGAGAGCAGGACAAGGUGUGACAGUGUUUCUGGAGCCCAGAAGACACCAGAUCUGGGACAUUCUUCCCAAGAGAUGAAAUCUGAAACCUCAUCCAACCCCAGCUCCCCUGAAAUAUGCCCCAACAAAGACAGGCCUUUUAUCAAGCUGAAAGAGAACGGGCGGUCGAACAUCUCCCGUUCCUCCUCCAGCACCAGCAGCUUCAGCAGCACGGCGGGGGAGAGCGAGACCCUGGAGGACUACGACAGUGUGGGAAGCCAGCCCUCCACCGCGUCACCCUUCAAGCAGGACGUGUUUGUCUACAGCGCUUCGCCCGGCAGCGAGAGCCCCGGCGUGGGGGCCACGGCCACCCCUGUCAUCAUGAGCAGGAGCCCCACAGCAGAUCUGAAGAACAGAAAUUCUCCGAGGUCCAACCUGAAGUUUCGCUUUGACAAGCUCAGCCAUGGCAGCUCCAGCAUGAGCCACUAGCAGGAGGAAGUCAUGACCUUGUCACAGGGUGUUUCAACAAAGGGAAAAAUCUUCAACACCCCAUGGGGCCACGCACGCCCUGGCCAUGGGCAGCGAGGUGCCCUCGCCCGCUACACCAGAAAAGAGCUCUCACCUUGCUGCAGUUCUGUCCUGACAGGGACCAGCCACCUUCUCACCCUGUCCCCCUGUCCAGCACCGCCCUGCGCCCCCGCUCUGCGUGCAGGAGGGGCCGUGUCCCUGCCUGUGCUGCACACUCGUGUUCAGGGCCAGGUCCCCUCCUGGUGCUCUGCUGGUGUCACGAUCCGCUCCUUCACAGCUGGGUUACCCACGUGUGCUGCAGCUGCUGGGCACCAUCCAUUCCCCCCGUCCCUGGGUUGCCUGGCAGCUCCUUUUGGCCAGAGGGGCAGCAGGAGAGACCUCCAUGUAGUUUAGGUCCCUCCAUGCUUUAUUUGCAGUUAUCAGUGGGGAAACAGGGGUUUAUAUUUGUUUUUUGAAGGGUGGGGGUCAGGCCAAAGUUAGGUGUUAGUGGCUCUGGGGCAGUCCACCCUCCACCAUCAUUUGCUGUUGCUCUUCUCUGGGGACAAUGGGGCAAAACCUCCCUGGGGGGGGUCCUGGCCAGCUCUCCCUGGAGUGGGAUCUGCAGUGUCUCUCCAGCCAUCCCCAAGCUCCUACCUACACCCCAAAACUCUUGGGGCAGAGGCAGCCCUCGCUCCAAAUGUACUCAGUUUCUUGCACAAGAGGCAGGUAAGUGACUUGGCCCAGGGAAGGGAGCUGGAGACAGCAGCCAGCUCAUCCUCUUUGGCAGGUUCAUUCUCCCUGCUUUGUCCCUGCCUGAGCACAGGCCUGGGAAAGGUGACCCAAAGCUAAAGCUGUGCUGUAUUACAGCUUUAGCUUUUCUAAGUACUAGAACAGGAACCAGAGGGGAUUUACCUGGUGGGCUCUGCUUUGCCCUAUGGCUUGGAUCACCAGGCAAGCAAAUGCAUAAAACUCUGGUGAUUUGUGAGGCAUUAGGCUGCUCCAGCCCUUACAGGGUUUGCUCUGCUGCUUUUGAGCAAGCUCUUGUUAUUCUGAAAGGAUUAUAGAUUCUGCAAGGUAACUCUCCCAUAAUGCCCUUUCCCAGAAAAUACCUCUCUCAACAUGCCAAGAAAUCCUUUUGCUCUUUCAUGUGAAGUUUUCUGAAGCCUGUCUGUAAAUUUCACAUUGCUCAUAGAUUUCCCUUACCCAUUUUGUGGAAGACAGGCCGUGAUGCUGCAGAGAUAUUCCCCCCUGUCCCCCAGCCUGUGACCUUUGGACACCCUCAUGGAAUCAGGUUCUCAGUCUCAAGUGAACACAGUUCUUCAAAUAUGUGAUUCCUACUGAAAAGAGGACUUUGAGUGCCAAAGUCACCUUCCCCUAGUGGGUGCUCCAAGAGGCACAAAGUACCUGACAGCCUGUUCCAGGAGCGGGGCAGAACUGUGCUCCUGGAGCAGCCCUGGGCAGCCGCUGGGGCUGGGGCUGCUCCUGCUCCCCUCUCUCUGGGGCAAGAGCUUAUAGAAUUCAACCACCACCUGCCCUCCUCCCUGUCAUCUCCCUGGGCCGGAGACGAGCCAUGGCAAGCAGACCGCGCUCUGCUCACCCUCGUCCUGCAGGGAGGUGCUCUCCCAGAGCCUUACGAUCCGGUUCUCACGGGUGCUGGAAUUAAUCCAUGCGGGAAGGCUGUAGCUAUGAUGCAAGGGGACCCAGGUUAAAGAAGGAGAACAGUUGUGAAAAGGCAGGGAACAGUUUCACCGGCCCUAAUUGCUGUGUAGGACUAGUAAAUAUCAAUAACUCCCAUGGGGAUGCUCCCUCCUGCUCCCAGCCAGUUGCAUUUCAAUAGAGUUUAAGCCUUGAGUUUCCUUUGGAAGAGGAGCAUGCAGUAUGCUCAGCCCAGCCUGUAGCUGUAGGUGUCUCAGGAUCACACACUUUGCUGUUCAGCACUUGUCUGAUGAUGCUUCAGUAGCACUUUCAAACCCACCCCCAAUUCUCCUCUUAGAAGCUUUGGUCUGAUUUCCUGAGGCUGCACGGUGAAACACUGACAAUGACUUUUUCCCAGAGUCUGCUCUGGGUUUGCUUUUUCCUCUGAGAAGUCACUCGGUUCUGUAGAUGUCGUCAUUCCUGUGGGUGUUGAUCUCCGUGAGAUCUUUCAGCAGAUGAUGCAGUGGCUACUGUCAGCUGGUUUGCCAUUUUGGUUGUUUUGUUGCCUUUUUUUUUUUUUUUUUUUUUCUCUUGAAACUGUGUCUCCUUUGUGACCUAGAUUGAUUUGGGAAUUAUUCAAAUGGGACUAAGAGAGCAGGGUGAAGCCUCAGGGAGAGUUGCCGUGCUCUGGACUUGUCUCUCCUGCCAGCCCGCGGUGGGGCCGGGGUCUGGCACAAGGUCUGCCAGGGGCUCGGGUGGGACAUUUCCAGCAGCACUCCUCGCCAAAGCCGAAACCCGCUGUACACCCGGACCAGCCCAGCUGCUGGAUUGUCCCGGGGCGCUUCUGGGGCUGAGCAGUGCUUGUGGUACACCCCGGGGACUCCUGCACUUCCAGCAGUGCGUGGAGGUGUUCCUGUAUAUAUUUUGCAAAAUGUUUUGUGCUUAUAAGUGACACUUACACAUCUAUACAUAUAUAAAAGGGAUAUAUAUAUAUGUAUAAAAUAUAUAUAUAUAUAGAGAGAGAGAGAGAGAGGAAAGGAUCCUUAACUGACACUAGAAUUCCUGGGCAGUGCAUUUUCCUUUCUGAUUCCACUGUUUCCAUGCACACAACUUCUGCCCUCCUCAGAAGUGACAUUGCAGAGGGAGCAGAGUGGGCUCAGAAACGCCUUAGGGGGGUGAUGGGGAAGCCCCCGCUGUGUGGAGGGGUCUCUGUGGCUGGGUGUGCUCCCCUCUGCUGGGGUUUGGGUCCCUGGCUGCUCGUGUGCAGCCCCUCGGCUCAGCUCAGGUGCCGCUGCACAUCUGGUGCCGCCGCACAUCUGGUGCCACCGCACAUCUGGUGCUGCUGGCUCCGGGAGAGGGCCGGGACCCUUUCCCCUCCAUGGGGGGCUGCUGUGCAGCUGCCCCGGGCUGGCAGAGCGGCUGCUCUGGCUCGGCUUCCCUUCAGGAAAGCACUUGGCACGUACCUGCAUCUUCUUGAAACCCCACAGAGCCAAAGCACAACGCAGAAGUGCUUUUUUCUGAGGGAAGCAGGGGAUCCUAAGCACAAACUCGGUUCCUUUCCAGAGUUUCGAGGGUCUUCAAGAAGAGCAGGUAAGGGGCCUAGAGAUGUUCGUGCCACACGGGGCUGUGCCGGGGCUGGGAUCUUGUGCCGGUGCUCGGUGCCGGUGCCGCCCCAAAGCCCGGGCAGAGCCCGGCACCUCUGCAGGUCCCACCUGCACUCUCGCUGCUCCGCUGCUGCUCCAGCCUCUGCCCCCAGCCCCAGCAUGCUUUCAUCACCGUCAGUGAAUGUAGCACUGCGUACGUCCUGCAAAGGGAAACGCUGGAUUUAUAGCAGAGAAUGUGAGGAGAGUUUAUAGAGUCAAAAUAAAUCUUGAAGAAAUGUAUCUGACAAAGUUUAUUUUUGAUGUAGAGAGGCAGUGCUUUGUAGUUUCUGGUGACCUAUGUCUGUUGUAAAUAAUGUAUAUUUAAUUUAUUGCUAUGGUAGCAGAUUGUUAUGUAUAAAACUAAAGGUUCACAAAUGUAUAUUUUGUUGCUUAAAUGUGUCUUUGCAAAAUUCACAAUAAAUAACAUAUUUUGUGUCCA